ACAAGGAAAAAGAGAGGACGAACAACGCUAAUCAUAGUUUCUCUGGCAGGCUUGUUGUUUGCGGCUUAUUAAGAUUUCUAAUAAAGCUGUUGUUAUUAUUACUUCACGUAGAUUUUUUCCAAAAGCACCAUUUUUUUAUUUCGAAAUUUUUAAUUAAAAAUAAAGCUUUUGUUUACCAGAGAGAGAGAGAGAGUGUGUUUGUAAGUGGUCUGAUUGUAGAAAAGACGACGAGAACGCCGGAGAAUAAGGAUUUUGAUUUUGAAAGUGUGUUAUUUGGUUAAUGGGUUUUAAGCAGGUUUCAUCAAUGAGGGAUUGAUUAAAGGAUUUGAGUUGAGCUGUCUCUGUGAGGAUUAAUGGUGGGGAUUUUGUGGGUUUAGGGUUUCUCGGAGGUGAUGUUGGAUCUGAAGUGAAAUUUAGCAUUGUUCUUGGAAAUGGAGACGACUUUUGUGGCGUUUAUCUUAGUUUCACUGAUCUUACUACCGAAUCAUUCACUGUGGCUUACCUCUGCUAAUUUGGAAGGUGACGCGUUACAUACUUUGAGGGUCACUCUAGUUGAUCCUAACAAUGUCUUGCAGAGCUGGGAUCCUACGCUUGUGAAUCCUUGCACAUGGUUCCACGUCACUUGCAAUAACGAGAACAGCGUCAUAAGAGUCGAUUUGGGGAAUGCAGAGUUGUCUGGCCAUUUAGUUCCAGAGCUUGGUGUUCUCAAGAAUUUGCAGUAUUUGGAGCUUUACAGUAACAACAUAACUGGCCCGAUUCCUAGUAAUCUCGGAAAUCUGACAAACUUGGUGAGCUUGGAUCUUUACUUAAACCGCUUCACCGGUCCCAUCCCAGAAUCAUUGGGAAAACUAUCAAAGCUGAGAUUUCUCCGGCUUAACAACAACAGUCUCACUGGGUCAAUUCCCAUGUCACUAACUAAUGUCACUACCCUUCAAGUGUUAGAUCUAUCAAAUAACCAACUCUCUGGUUCGGUUCCUGACAAUGGCUCCUUCUCACUCUUUACACCCAUUAGUUUUGCUAAUAACUUAGACCUCUGUGGACCUGUUACAAGUCACCCGUGUCCUGGAUCUCCCCCGUUUUCUCCUCCGCCACCUUUUAUUCCACCACCACCAGUUUCCACCCCAAGUGGGUAUGGUUUAACUGGAGCAAUAGCUGGUGGAGUUGCCGCAGGAGCUGCUCUGCUGUUUGCUGCUCCUGCAAUAGCCUUUGCUUGGUGGCGUCGAAGAAAGCCACAAGAUAUUUUCUUCGAUGUGCCUGCCGAAGAGGAUCCAGAGGUUCAUCUGGGACAGCUCAAGAGGUUUUCUUUGCGGGAGCUACAAGUGGCGAGCGAUGGGUUUAGUAACAAGAACAUUUUGGGCAGAGGCGGGUUCGGGAAAGUCUACAAGGGACGUUUAGCAGACGGAACUCUAGUUGCUGUCAAGAGACUGAAGGAAGAGCGAACUCCAGGCGGAGAGCUCCAGUUUCAGACAGAAGUGGAGAUGAUAAGUAUGGCCGUUCAUCGAAACCUCUUGAGAUUACGAGGUUUCUGUAUGACACCGACCGAGAGAUUGCUCGUGUAUCCUUACAUGGCCAAUGGAAGCGUCGCCUCAUGUCUCAGAGAGAGACCACCAUCACAGCCUCCGCUCGAUUGGCCAACGCGGAAGAGAAUCGCGUUAGGCUCAGCUCGCGGUUUGUCCUACUUACACGAUCACUGCGACCCAAAGAUCAUUCACCGUGACGUAAAAGCAGCAAACAUUCUACUAGACGAGGAAUUCGAAGCGGUUGUUGGUGAUUUCGGGCUAGCCAAGCUAAUGGACUACAAAGACACUCACGUGACAACAGCCGUUCGUGGCACCAUCGGUCACAUCGCUCCUGAAUAUCUCUCGACCGGAAAAUCCUCAGAGAAAACGGACGUUUUCGGUUACGGAAUCAUGCUUCUUGAACUCAUCACAGGACAAAGAGCUUUCGAUCUAGCUCGGUUAGCAAACGACGACGAUGUCAUGUUGCUUGACUGGGUGAAAGGGUUGUUGAAGGAGAAGAAGCUAGAGAUGUUGGUGGAUCCAGAUCUUCAGACGAACUAUGAGGAGAGAGAGUUGGAGCAGGUGAUUCAAGUGGCGUUGCUUUGCACGCAAGGAUCUCCAAUGGAACGACCAAAGAUGUCGGAGGUUGUACGGAUGCUCGAAGGAGAUGGGCUUGCGGAGAGAUGGGACGAAUGGCAGAAAGUUGAGAUUUUGAGGGAAGAGAUCGAUUUGAGUCCCAAUCUUAACUCUGAUUGGAUCGUUGAUUCUACUUACAAUUUGCACGCCGUCGAGUUAUCUGGUCCCAGGUGAAAUGUAAUCUAUAUUCAAACAAAAUUAUAAUUCUUUUUUACUUAUAAGGUUAGGUAGUUUUUUGUACCAGUAACUUCUCGUUUUUUUUUCUCUUGAAAUGAAACUAACAUUCAAAGAUAUGUGAUUUUGUGUAAGUUGUUUGUGCUACCGAUCGAUCAAAAAUAAUUAUAAUCUCUUAGAUUUUGUGUAAGGACUGUGUCUAAUGUAAAGAAGAACAAUGAAUGUAUUAGGAAAUUAAAAAAACUCA
Molecule: messenger RNA, 2556 nt
Organism: Eutrema salsugineum
Lineage: Eukaryota; Viridiplantae; Streptophyta; Magnoliopsida; Brassicales; Brassicaceae
Product: somatic embryogenesis receptor kinase 1
Exons: 11
Coding region: 432-2309 (625 amino acids)
Biological process (GO): protein phosphorylation
Molecular function (GO): protein kinase activity; ATP binding; protein binding
Source: RefSeq, a predicted model, not a curated record